ACUAGAAAGGGUUGAUGUAAGAAGAGGAGGAGGAUGAUGAAGGUGUGAUGUGUGGAGUGAAGGAGGGGCAUCAGUGUCCACCAGAGGCAGAUGCGUCACAGAUAAAUGUGACAGAGCUGUGGUCAGACGCUGCUCAGAGCAGCUCUCCUCACAUCCAGGUGAUGGAGCUACACUCUGGAUCUGAGCUCUGUUUCCCACAGCUGCUCAACUCCUCCUGCACUAAACCAGUGGUCUCCUGGUCCGAACUGGUCUUUCUACGCUGUCUGCUGUCGUCUGUGUCUGUCCUCACUGUGACUCUCAACCUGCUCGUCAUCGUCUCCGUCUCCCACUUCAGGCAGCUCCACACUCCCACCAACCUCCUGCUCCUCUCUCUGGCCGUCUCUGACUUCCUGGUGGGCUUCGUGUUCCUUCCCGGGGAGGUCCUCAGGAAGUCAACCUGCUGGCUCCUCGGUGACCUCAUGUGUUCCCUGUUUAAGUUCACAGCUACUGUGUGUGUCGCUGCCUCGAUUGGUAACAUGGUUCUGAUCUCAGCUGAUCGCUUCGCAGCCAUCUGUGACCCUCUGCAUUAUCACAGCAGAGUCACAGUGGGAAAAGUGAGACUCUGCAUCUUCCUCUGUUGGUUUUGUCUGACUCUCUAUAACAUUUUGUUUAUUAAAGACGAUCUGCUUCAGACACAGAAGUCUAACUGCCGUGGACAAUGUGUGUUUAAGGUUGAAUUCACUCCAGUGAUCGUUGACCUUAUUGUGGGUUUUAUUCUUCCAGUCUCCGCCAUCAUGGUUCUGUACAUGCGAGUGUUCGUGGUGGCCGUGUCUCAGGCCCGGUCCAUGCGCUCUCACGUCACAGCCGUCACUCUGCACAGAUCAGUGACGGUACUUGCUAAGAAAUCGGAGCUGAAGGCGGCCAGGACUCUGGGGGUUCUGGUUGUAGUCUUUCUGUUUUGUUUCUGUCCGUAUUACUGUGUCACUCUUACAGGAGAGAAUUUGCUCCACUCUUCAUACGGAGUCUUUGUAUUAUCAGUCUUCUGUUUGAACUCCUGUGUGAACCCUGUGAUCUACGCUCUGUUCUACCCCUGGUUCAGACGAGCUGUUAAACUCAUCGUGACUCUGCAGAUUCUGCAGCCUGGCUCCCGUGAGGCCAACGUGCUGUGGAGAGGCCGUGGGUGA
This is a messenger RNA of Betta splendens (Siamese fighting fish), 1163 nucleotides long. RefSeq names its product trace amine-associated receptor 1-like. Gene Ontology annotation, molecular function: trace-amine receptor activity. Gene Ontology annotation, cellular component: membrane. The record is from RefSeq and is a predicted model, not a curated record. NCBI's taxonomy places the organism in Eukaryota, Metazoa, Chordata, Actinopteri, Anabantiformes, Osphronemidae. Gene Ontology annotation, biological process: G protein-coupled receptor signaling pathway. The coding region runs from base 48 to 1163 and encodes 371 amino acids. The transcript is spliced from 2 exons.